Monosiga brevicollis MX1 is the source of this 720-nucleotide messenger RNA. RefSeq lists its product as uncharacterized. The coding region runs from base 1 to 720 and encodes 239 amino acids. The transcript is spliced from 5 exons. Lineage: Eukaryota; Choanoflagellata; Craspedida; Salpingoecidae. The record is from RefSeq and is a predicted model, not a curated record.
AUGGCAGGACAGGGUCGGCAGCUGGGUCGAGGGAGUGGCAGCAUCUGGGACGCCCAGUUCGGCAAGUUUUGGCCACAGCCUAGCCCUGAGCAGAGCGCUGUUCAAGCCAAGAGCCGCACACAAAUGCAAGAAGAUGCCAACUUUGGUCUUCACAUUGCCAGCUCCUCGUCGGAAGAUUCCGCCAUUGUGACCUCGCAUCGCGUCAAACGGCUCAACCCAGUUUUUGAGCGUCAGGAAGAUGAAAAUAGCGAAGAACUUGGUAUUCUGCAAGAAAGCACCAAUACAGACCAGCUUCUUCUUGAUGGCAGUACCGUGACCGAAUCGCGUAUCGACACGGCCUCCAACAUGCCCUCGACGCGCCCCUCGGUUGCGGGCGCCUUGCCAGUUGUCGUCUUUCAACCAAGACUGCUAACUCUGGCGUCUGCUCCAUCCUCAAGCUGCUGUGCACCGCACCACAUCUCAAAACUGGCCAAGUGCCAAGCGCCCUACCACACCUGGUGCAACCCAGGAGCCUGGCUCAGCUGUGUGGCGAAAAAUCACCAAGUUAGAGAGACUUGGAUCCCAAGAGGCAAAGGCUACAACUGCAAGCGUACACUCAAGCAGAUUGGAUCGACGUCAUUGAGUUUCGGCUCUUUCAUACGUGUUUUCAAACUCAACUGGCUGUUGCCCAGCCAGCUGCCCAGGCUCCUGCUUACUCAACAUGGCAAGUCGCCUGCAUAA